AUGAAAUUGUUAAAUAAGAAGAACUUGCAGCUUAAUGUUUAAGGCUUAGGAUAUAAUUUGAUGUCUAGUUAAAGUGGAAAUAUAUUAUCUCAAUCUCAAAUGAUUAAGAUGCAAUAGACAUCUCACACCGCCAGUUAGUAGCCAAGUUUAACAGCAUCUGCACCUUUACUACAAGGUUAGCAGCCAUCUAUCCUUUAACAAAAGCUAUGCUUCAAAGAUAAGAUGACUAAGAUCAUUGAAGGCAUAUAUGUUGGAAAUUAUUUGAGUGCAAUGGAUUAAAAAAAUUUGAUCAAAGAAAACAUCACUCACAUUAUAAAUUGUUCCCCAAGUGACUGUCCUAACCUCUUUGAAAAGGAUUUUACUUACUUAAAUAUAAAUAUCCAAGAUAACUGGAAGACUAAUCUAUUUUUAGUUAUUUACAUCAUACUUGACUUCCUCAGAAAUGCCUUACAACAAAAUGGGCGUGUGCUCAUCCACUGCAACCAAGGAAUCAGCCGUUCUCCUUCUAUAGUUAUAGCUUACCUUAUUUACACUGAGAAGAUCAAUGCAAAUAUUGCUUUAGAAAAACUCAAGAAAAAAUACCCAUAUGCUGAUCCUAAUUUGGAUUUCUAAAUCUAACUCAAUGAGAUGUACAAGGAAGUUGUUGAAGAUGAAGCACUUUAGCGGUCUCGAUAGUCUAGCAACAACUUUACGUGUAAGACUGAUGUUUAAGCAAAUUAAAUUCACAAUACUCAAUCCUAAUAGAUUUAUUCCACUUAAAGCGUUAAUAUGAUUACUGAAUAGAAAAAAUCUAAGUAAUUGGUUAAUAGCUCUUCUCAUAUUACUAUUAGCACUCCUGACUUGCCUCAAUAGAAGCUAAAUUAUGACUCUUACAUGCUAAAAUAAGGAAAACCCUCUCAAAGCAGUGCUGUUAACUCUAAUUUGCAAUAAAAUUAAAUUAACAGUUAAAACGGCUUAUACCAAAAUCAAGGCGUUAAGAUAUAGAUUAAUACUAUAAACUCUCUCUAAAGCAACACUUCUAGUAUUGAAAUGAAAAAUGAGAAAAGAGAAAACUCUUUGUUAAAUUAAAGCUAAAACCUUUUACCACUUUAAUAAACUUGCAUUCCUCCUAAAAAUUCUCCUGAACAAUUCUUCUUAAGACCUGACUUGAAAAAUCAGCAAAACUUUACUUUGGAGUAGAAACAAUAAAUUCUUUUCAAGCGCGUACAUUCAUAGAAUACAUAAAAUACUGAUGAAUCUGAUACAGACUCUCCAAAAAAUAUCAAAAGAAAUAACAACAUCGAGAAUAAGUAUUACUUGACUCAGAAAAUAUAAAAAAGCAGCAAAGAUAUAACUAACGAGAUAAACAACUCUAUAAACAGUCUAGAAAAAAAAGAUCAGUUGAAUUUUUAGUAAGAGAUAACAGUAGAGAUUGAAGGCAUAAGCAGUCCUCAAAUCUCUGCAAAGUAAGCACUUCAAAUGUCAAUGCAUUCUUAGUAAGAAAACAACUGCGAUGAAAAUACAGAAAUACUAGUUAAAUCCCCUAGCCCAAUAAAAAAAAAUAACGAUAAAAUCAAUCAAGGAAUCAGUAUAGGGUAUGAAGACAAGGACGAAGACUUAAAAAAUAAGCUGUCUGAUUCUGAUAUUGAUCCGCUCGAUUCGACUGACAUUCAAGACUUUAAUACUGAUACAAGUGCAUCUUUUUCGUUUGAUGUAUCAUCCAGUUUUAAUAAUACCAAACAUUUUAAGACUCAUAAUUUAUCAUCUAACAGUUCUACAAAUUAGAGUAGUAGUACUUAAAAUUCUUAAAUAUCUCACGCAAAAUAUAAUGAUAAGCAUGAAUCUUCUAUCAGUCUAGCUUGCUCAGCUGUAUCAUCUUGA
Messenger RNA from Tetrahymena thermophila SB210, 1860 nucleotides. Its product is annotated as dual specificity phosphatase domain protein. Gene Ontology annotation, biological process: regulation of MAP kinase activity; protein dephosphorylation. Gene Ontology annotation, molecular function: JUN kinase phosphatase activity. The transcript is spliced from 3 exons. The record is from RefSeq and is a predicted model, not a curated record. Gene Ontology annotation, cellular component: cytoplasm. Lineage: Eukaryota; Ciliophora; Oligohymenophorea; Hymenostomatida; Tetrahymenidae.